Cuculus canorus (common cuckoo) is the source of this 1068-nucleotide messenger RNA. RefSeq names its product basic proline-rich protein-like. The transcript is spliced from 3 exons. Lineage: Eukaryota; Metazoa; Chordata; Aves; Cuculiformes; Cuculidae. The record is from RefSeq and is a predicted model, not a curated record. Bases 1 to 1068 code for a protein of 355 amino acids.
AUGGUGGUGGCUUUGACCACCUGGUGUUACGGCGAGCACCACGCUUGGUCUUCAGUUGGUGCAACAGCACCGGUGGCGGUGGUGUCACCCGGUGUCACGGGUGGUGGUGUCACCUGGAGUCACGGGCCGGUGGUGUCACCCGGUGUCACGGGUGGUGGUGUCACCCGGUGUCACGGGCCGGUGGUGUCACCUGGUGUCACGGCGCGGGGUGGCUUUGACCACCCGGUGUUACAGAGUGCACUACGCUCCGUCCUCACUUGGUGCCACAGCGUGGGGUGGCUUUGUCCCCCGGUGUCACCGCUCGCCCCCUGCCCAGCCCCCCUCGCCCCUUGUCCCCCCCUCUCCCCGGUUCCCCCGCCCCCCCCCCCUCCCGGCCCCGCCGUGCACGGAGCACGCAGAGGAUGCUCCCCCCGCCUCUCGGGCGUUACCGGGCCUGGUACCGGGGCCGGUUUGGAGGGCGGGCGGGGGAGGCCGAGCCGAGCCGAACCGAGCGAGUCCGAACCGGGCCGGGCAGAGCCGAGCGGGCCCGGCCGAACCGAGCGAGGCGGAGCGGGGCCGAACCGAGCCGAGAGGAGCCGAAGGGAUCCGAGUGCAGCCGAACCGAGCCGAGAGGGGCCGAAGGGAUCCGAGUGCAGCCGAACCGAGCCGAGAAGAGCCGAGUGCAGCCGAACCGAGCCGAGAGGAGCCGAAGGGAUCCGACUGCAGCCGAACCGAGGCGAGAGGAGCCGAGUGCAGCCGAACCGAGCCGAGAGGGGCCGAGAGGAGCCGAACCGAGCCGAGCGGUGCCGGACGCAGCCGAGGGCUCGGAGCGGCCCGGGCGCGCCCCGCGGUCCCGGUAGGGUCGGAGGCGGCCCCGUCGCGGCGCUCCCGGCACGGAACGAGCCCAUUGGCCGCCGCCGCAGCUCCCGCCGCCAAUGGCAGCAGCGCCCGCUUAACCCCUCGUGGACCGCGGGAGGACCCCCGGCUGAGCGCCCCCCCCCCCCCCCCGCCCAAGCCAUCCGCAACCCCGCAGGCUUUCCAGCUGUGUGGAGGUGCCAGUCAGCUGUGCCAGGCUACCGGGGUGCCUGA